AUGGUCCCAGACGCACGACCGCGCAUCUCUCCCCGAGGGGAUUCGCACCAAGAAGUCUCCGCCGCCGAUGACAAGAGCCGCGUACCGGACAUGCGAAGACCACACGUCCGUGCCCGGAAACGCGGCCCCGAGCUCCUCGCAGACGCGCCUCAUGACCCUCCUAUGCGAGGCGCGGUUCUUGUCGCAGUCGACGACAUGCAGAUUCCCCCUAUCGCUCGCCGCCAGCCUCGGCAGCCGCUCCGUCUCGUACGGCCCGUCAAACGAAGCCAGCCACGUCACGCGCGCCCCCCGGCCCCUCGCCGCGCUCAGCAUCACCCCCAGGCCGACCCCGUCGACGCUGCCCUCGCGGAUCCUGCCCCCCUCGAGCUUGACGUUGGGGUACACCACCGCCGCCAGCACCUCCCGCCCGUCCUCGAGCAGCGCCAGCGAAACGGCGUACUGCUCCCCCGUGAGAAACGUGGCCGUCCCGUCCACCGGGUCCAUGGCCCAGAACCGUCCCUGCGCACCGCCCGUCCCGCGGCCCCCCAUGUCGAUCAAGGCGAGCAUUUCGUCCACGCUCGUGGCCGAGCCGUCUCCCCGCGCGGCGGAAUACAGCUCGUACACCUUGUCUCUCAGGUUCUCGUCUCUGCGGAGCACGGCCGAGUCCUCCUCGCCGACAAACUUGUCGUCCGGGAACUCGGCGUGGAGGAUGCUGAUGAGGAGUGCUUGGGCGGCAAAGUCGGCGAUGGUGACGGGGGACGAGUCUGCCUUGGAGACUUCUGUCACGGACGAGAGGACCCUUUUGGUGAGUCUGGCGGCUCUGAGCACGGCGGAUUGUGCGAUGGAUAA
Messenger RNA from Metarhizium acridum CQMa 102, 828 nucleotides. The record is from RefSeq and is a predicted model, not a curated record. Lineage: Eukaryota; Fungi; Ascomycota; Sordariomycetes; Hypocreales; Clavicipitaceae.